AAAAAAAAAAAAAAGCCUGUUUACUUAUGUAUCUUCUAGCCUAGAUUUAAACUCCUUGAGAAAAGGGGAUGUAAGGGAAUGUCUUUUUCACCCUUGCAACAUGACACAGUCUCAGCCUAAUGCCUGACAUAGUCACAGUUCAUUGUAACUUUAAACUCUUAGGCCCAAGUGAUUCUCCUGCCUCAGCCUCCCAAGUAGCUGUGACUACAGCACCAGCCACAAUGCCCGCUAUUUUUAGAGAUGGGGGUCUGGCUUUGGUUCAGGCUGGUCUCGAACCUGUGAGUUCAGGCAAUCCACCUGCCUCAGCCUCCCACAGUGCUAGGGUUACAAACGUGAGCCACUGCGCCUGAAUGGAGUCCCUUUGAUAGAACUGCCAGAACCUUGGGCCCUCUUUUGGACUUGAGAAACAGAAACUAGAAACCACCUUUGUUUUGCCACUUGGCAGCGCUGUUAGCUUAGACAAGUCAUUCCGCCACAGUCCAUUCCCUUUAGUGUCAAAUAGACAUUGUUGGUCUCUACCUGGGGGCUUAAAAUAAGGUUAUGUAUAUUGAAGCCAGUUAGUCUGUUAUCACCAUUCACUACCAUCAUAGUGACUCUGAAUAGCGUAAACUUGCUUUAAUCAGUUUUGUCCCCAUUACAUGCUCCCUUCAUUUUACACUUUUCUUGAAUCUCAAGCUUUACUUCUGUGAGACAGAUUUCCGAGGCAUAGAAAGUGAAAAAAAGCCAGUUGUAGAAAACACUUAUUUAUGUGAAAAAUAGUAAUAAAAAUACAAUUAUAUAUAUAUUUUGUUUGUUUGUUUUUUGAGACAGAGUCUCAAGCUGUUGCCCUGGGUAGAGCGCUGUGGCAUCAUAGUUCACAGCAAUCUUCAACUCCCGGCUCAAGCGAUCCUUUUGCCUCAGUUUUUCUAUUUUUUAGUAGAGACAGGUUCUCAAUUUUGCUCAGGCUAGUCUCGAACUUGCCACCUCAAGCAAUCCACCCGCUUUGGUAUCCCAGAGUAAUAAGGAUUACAGGUAUGAGCCACCUCGCCCAGCCCAAUUAUACAUCUUGAUACAUAAUAAAAAAUUUUACCAUGUCUGCCAAGUAGAAGGGGAACUAGGUGUCCAAAGGAGAUUGACUUUACUCUGGGAUAUCCUUUUUCGAGUUUGACAUUUUAUAUCAUGUGCCAUAGCACUCUACCCAGGGCAACAGAAUGAGAGUCUGUGUCAAAAAGAAAAAAAAAAAACUUAAAUAAAAGAUAAAAAAAAAUAGCUUUUUUUUCUGGGCUCGGGCCUGGUUCGUGGAGACAUGGCUAAACGCACCAAGAAGGUUGGGAUCGUGGGUAAAUACGGGACCCGCUAUGGUGCCUCCCUCCUGAAAAUGGUGAAGAAGAUAGGUAUCAGCCAGCACGCCAAGUACACUUGCUCCUUCUGUGGCAAAACCAAGAUGAAGAGACGAACUGUGGGGAUCUGGCACUGUGGUUCCUGCAUGAAAACAGUAGCUGGUGGUGCCUGGACCUACACCACCACUUCUGCUGUUACAGUAAAGUCUGCGAUUAGAAGACUGAAGGAACUGAAAGACCAAUAGAAGCUCUAACCUUUUCAGACAACACAAGCUACUAAAAAAUGGGUUAAUUUAUGUAAAAAAAUAGAACAGCAGAAGGUGUGCUAUAUAAUCAUACUUUCUUUAGAAUAGCUAUGAAUUUGGAGGAAUGUGUCCUGCAAAUAUACAUUGUUGGUCUCUGCCUUGGGGAGAGACUGGGAGAGGUGGCUUACGCAUGCAAUCCUAGCACUCUUGUAACAUCAAGGCAGGUGGAUUGCUUGAGCUCAGGAAGAGACCAGCUUGAGCAAGAGCCAGACCCCAUCUUUACUAAAAAUAGAAAAAACUAGCCGGGCUUUGCAGCAGGUGCCUAUAGUCCCAGUUACUCUGGAGGCUGAGGCAGGAUCACUUGUACAGAGGAAUUUCAGGAUGCUGCGAGCUAGGUUGAUUAUAGGGCACUCCAGCCAUGGCAACAGUGAGACUCUAUUUCAAAAUAAAAAUAAAAAUAAAAAAUCAAUUAUCCCGGCGGCGCCUGUGGCUCAGUCGGUAAGGCGCCGGCCCCAUAUACGGAGGGUGGCGGGUUUAAACCCGGCCCCGGCCAAACUCCAACCAAAAAAUAGCCGGGCGUUAGGGCGGGCGCCUGUAGUCCCAGCUACUCGGGAGGCUGAGGCAAGAGAAUUGCUUAAGCCCAGGAGUUGGAGGUUGCUGUGAGCUGUGUGAGGCCAUGGCACUCU
Molecule: messenger RNA, 2250 nt
Organism: Nycticebus coucang (slow loris)
Lineage: Eukaryota; Metazoa; Chordata; Mammalia; Primates; Lorisidae
Product: 60S ribosomal protein L37a-like
Exons: 1
Coding region: 1286-1564 (92 amino acids)
Biological process (GO): translation
Cellular component (GO): ribosome
Molecular function (GO): structural constituent of ribosome
Source: RefSeq, a predicted model, not a curated record